AUGGCGAAAUUCACCCUGGGGAAGCCGGAGGGCGAGGCGGGGAAGGCAUGGCCAGCGAUCAUAAUUGGUCUGUUCGUGGCGCUUGGUGGAGUCCUUUUCGGAUAUGACACUGGAACAAUCAGUGGCAUCCUCGAAAUGGAGUACUGGGUCGAUGAGAUGAAGACCGAUCCGAUUGGUAUCACCACUGGACAGCAAUCUCUCAUCGUAUCCAUUCUAUCAGCUGGAACGUUCCUCGGUGCCCUUGCUGCUGCUCCGAUAGCAGAUAUGAUCGGACGUCGACUGGGUCUGAUUAUCUCAACCGGACUGGUGUUCAAUCUAGGUGUCGUCCUCCAAACUGUUUCAAUCGAACAAGACUUGUUUAUAGCGGGCCGGUUCUUCGCUGGUCUCGGGGUCGGGUUGGUCUCGGCAUUGAUUCCAAUGUAUCAAUCUGAAACAGCUCCCAAGUGGAUCAGAGGCACCAUCAUUGGUGCAUACCAGCUGUCCAUCACGAUUGGUCUGUUCCUGGCAGCCAUUGUGAAUAAUGGCACGCAAGGUCGAGAUGAUUCGGGAUCAUACCGGAUUCCAGUCGCAAUCCAGUUCGCGUGGUCUCUCAUCCUGGUCUCAGGGUUGAUAAUCCUACCCGAGACUCCAAGAUACCUCAUCAAGCAGGGGAAAGAUGAAAAGGCCGCUAUUGCUCUCGGCAGACUACGACGGCUUGAUCCACAUGACCCAGCAAUUGAAGAGGAACUGGUGGAGGUUCGAGCCAAUUACCGGUACGAGAUGUCUAUCGGCAAAGCUUCAUACAAAGACUGCUUUAGGGGCACUGUCCGCAAGCGGCUUAUCACCGGUUGCUUGCUGCAGGCGCUCCAGCAGUUGUCUGGCGUGAACUUCAUUUUCUACUACGGGACGCAGUACUUCAAAAGAGCCGGAUUUCAGGACCCAUUUAUCAUUCAGGUCAUCACCAACAGUGUCAACGUUGCGUCGACAUUCCCCGGCUUGUACCUCGUGGAGAAGAUGGGACGUCGAGGAUUGCUUCUCUUUGGCGCUAUCGGAAUGGCGGUCUCCCAGUUCAUUGUGGCAAUUGUCGGUACAGUAGCCGGAACCAGCGAUCUCCCCGCACAACGUGCAGCCAUUGCCUUUGUUUGCAUCUACAUUUUCUUCUUCGCCGCAUCCUGGGGGCCCGUUGCUUGGGUUGUGACUGGCGAGCUGUUCCCCUUGAAGGCAAGAGCGAAAUGCCUCUCCUUUACCACGGCGUCCAAUUGGCUGUUCAAUUGGGCCAUCGCUUAUUCCACGCCAUACCUCGUCGAUCCUGGCGACAACAACGCGGACCUGGGAAGCAAAGUGUUCUUCAUCUGGGGUUCCUUCUGCGCAAUUGCCAUCGUUUUUACCUACGCGAUGAUUUACGAGACGAAGGGUCUCACGCUUGAACAAGUGGAUGAGCUGUACGGCAUCGUCGGCAAGGCAUGGAGGAGCCAGGAGUUUAGGCCUGCUGUGCGCUGGGCCGAUAUUGAUGACAAAGAAGAAGGUGGAAGAAAGAGAAGCCUUGCAGAGAUCACCGCAGACCAGGAGAGACUGAGGAGCGUCGUUUCACAGAGUGCUGGGAAUGAGAAAGUGUAAGAAAUGUUUGAGCUCAGGGGCUAGGACGAAACGGGACGACUGCAGUGUGACUCAGUGGUAAUGCGGCGAUUAUGAUGUUUGAAUAGCCAAAGGUCAUUUUUCACAACGUCGGAAUUCGGAAGGCAGGGUGAUUGUUUGCUGAAAAAUCGUCACUCAAUGCACCGGAUCUCGGAUUCUUCUGUGGAGUCGGAUUCUCUAGAGGGAUGCUCCUGGAAGGGCAUACUCUGAUACUCAUCCCUAUCGUGCAUUGCAUAAACUACAUGGCACGAUUGGUCGAUACAUGUGCAGGAGAGUACUGGGUAGUGGGUAUGGUUUCUGUUGACUGUUGCUGUGAUUUGUUUAACUAUCAGUGUGUAUGUCGCUGUCUAUCCUAGAAUGGCU
Messenger RNA from Eremomyces bilateralis CBS 781.70, 1977 nucleotides. Its product is annotated as general substrate transporter. Gene Ontology annotation, biological process: carbohydrate transport; transmembrane transport. NCBI's taxonomy places the organism in Eukaryota, Fungi, Ascomycota, Dothideomycetes, Eremomycetales, Eremomycetaceae. Gene Ontology annotation, cellular component: membrane. Gene Ontology annotation, molecular function: carbohydrate:proton symporter activity. The coding region runs from base 1 to 1596 and encodes 531 amino acids. The transcript is spliced from 6 exons. The record is from RefSeq and is a predicted model, not a curated record.